Messenger RNA from Capsicum annuum, 525 nucleotides. RefSeq names its product endoplasmic reticulum chaperone BIP1. The transcript is spliced from 3 exons. The coding region runs from base 1 to 525 and encodes 174 amino acids. NCBI's taxonomy places the organism in Eukaryota, Viridiplantae, Streptophyta, Magnoliopsida, Solanales, Solanaceae. The record is from RefSeq and is a predicted model, not a curated record.
AUGAAGAUUGCUUUCUUUCCUUGUCUCGCUAUCCUGUUAUGCAUUCUAACAGUAACAACCAGAGCUCAUGAAAUUUCCCAUACGUCAAAGAACAGAGAUUUCCAUGUCUCUAAACAUCUUGUUAGUGCACCAAAAAGAAACAGUGCGAGUGCCGUUGCAGACAUAAGUGGCAACAUCAAUAAGUUUGAGUUGGAAACCAAUAGUUUUAUACCAGAUGUUGAGAAAAAUCAGAGAGGAAAGGGAUCAAAUGGGGGUGGAAGUAUUGCUCGCCAGCCACGUAAUUCAGCUGUAACAGUUGAGCGGCCCUCCAUCUUCAUCUCAACUACUUAUAUCAUUUCUUGCUUGCUGCUUCUCCUGGUGUAUGAAGGAGAGAGGGCUAUGACAAAAGACAACAACUUUCUUGAAAAAUUUGAGCUCAAGGGUGGUGAUGUGCCUAUGGAAGGAAAUGCCGAUACUGGAGCUGGUUAUGGCAAAGAAGGAUCUGCAGAUAGUGGUCUAGGGACUAAGAUAGAGGAAGUGGAUUAA